UCCCCCUGUCAGGGGGUCCCUCUCGAGGAGCAAACAAAAGAGGGCUCCCUCUGGGCCUGUGGAGACUCCUUUUCCAGGAUUUUCCCAAAAGGGAACAACUACUUCAAAUACCGAAGUGAUUAAAUAUGGACCAGUAUCAUCUGAGUGACGACAGUUCACUCCAUUCUGAAAUUCAGCUCCCUGAAUUUUCUGGGAAUCAGGUGUUGGACUGUAGUGAUACAUUCAGCCAUGAUCUUUGUCCAGAUAUGAGGGACAUGAUUUAUGCUGGACUGAACAAUCUGGAUGUGGAUCCCAGCCUUUCAACUACAAAUAUAAACAGUGAUUCGUUGGAAGACAACCUGGACACCUUGUCUCUGUAUUCGGUAAAAGACUGUGAUUCCGCUAAACUCCUCGAUGAUUGUGACCCAGACUCACAACCGCUUUUGCAUGAACUGGGGCUUCAUGCCCCUUCAGCGCCAAAAGAAGUGGAGCCAGGAGGCAGAUCCGGUUCCGGCAGCGGAAAAAAAGGAAGACCUCAGCAAAACGCCCUUCAAGCUCCUUUCCUGGAUUGCAGCCUGUGCGGGAAGGUGUUCAGCAGCACCAGCUCCCUCAGCAAGCACUACGUGACUCAUAGCCAGGAACGGAAGCACAUCUGUAAGAUCUGCAGCAAAGCUUUCAAGCGACAGGACCACUUGAGCGGUCAUAUGCUGACCCACCAAAAAACAAAGCCCUUCAUUUGCAUAGAAGAAGGUUGCAAUAAGAGCUACUCGGACCAUCGAUCGCUGCGCCGGCAUUACGAAAUGCACCACGGCCUGCGGCUGCUGAAGGACGAGGAAGCCUGUGAGAGCACACCGCCUCCGCACGAUUCGCACGCCCAGGCGGGACAGAGCAGUUUGAGAGCGGCAGAGAGCUUGUCUGCUCACCCGGAAUCGCAAGCGCCCAAUCAUUCCCUCCUGCCCAACCGAGACCUGCUGAGAUGCAUCGUUAGCAGCUUGGUCGGCCCGAAGCUUCCGUCCGCUCCUUCCUCAUCUGUAGGACCGAACGAAACCAACUCCAGGGGACCCUUGCAGCCUUCCAGCUCGGUCUACGGUCAGAUUUCCUGUGCGCCCACCUGUAGCGCUACUGCGGUCAGAGAAACCCCCGGCGAGAAAGCCAUGAAGGACAUUUACCCUUGCCGAAAGAACUUACCUUCUUCCAGCAUGUACACUAUCAUCAACACGGGGAAUUUAUCCAUACUUGGGCCAUCGGAAAGCCAUACAAAUUUGCCAGACAGGCCUUCCCACUCGGAACGCGACUUCCCCAUAGAAGCCAGCGCUUUGGAGUAUUGGUCCAACAGCGGUAUGCCCCGUUUCCCCUUAUUCAGAGGCCAGAAGUUUCCUACCCCCACCCAACAGCCAAGCAGCAGUGUCCAGUGGGCCAGAAACGCACCCCCAGUUGGCGCCAAAGCCAAAGGACACGGCCUUUACGUUGCUCAACUGUCUUCUGCCGGCCACGAAGCUUCCCAAGGGAUAAUGGGACCGUCUCAUGCGUUUGACUCCGUCAGGCCCACCUUCGAGUGUCCAGAUGUUUUACCUUUCCCUCCGGCUUCUUUAAAGACCCACGGGGAAGUUUCCGGAGAAGCCAGACUCCGGUGCUUUGAAGAGACGUUCAGCCCAGCGGCGAGACUUUCGGACACCCCGAAACAUAGCCUACUCCAGAAGGGCGAGGCCACGCCGCUCUUCCGGCAGCUCUUCAUGAAAUCCAAGGAAUCCUCUCUGAGCCAGGAUCAGCUCCAAGUCCAGAGUCACCUUUUCCAGAGGAUCACCAAAUCUCAGCACAUCGUGUCCCACACCAAGGUGUUGGCUCCAUCGAACGAGGCCGAACCGGUGGGAGCCAAACCGGUUCCCUGUGGGUUUCAGGAGCAGGCGGAUUUGGCUCGCCCGGCCGUGGAAAACGACGGGCCUCCUUUGACUCCAUUCCAAGCCGACUUUUCACCUGAUCUCGAAAAAGACGGGCACCAACCGCCUUUGCCCGCUUUUCAUUCGUCUGCCCUGCCCUCUGUAACCACAAGCGGUGUUCCUCAGGCAAAGCACUCCCGGCCUUCCAAAAGAUGCCUAGAGUGUAAAGAAUUUUCCAGCCCCAAUCAGUACGAAAACACCCCAGGAAACCACACUUACGGGAAGCCAAGGGAAUUGGAGAACGACUCCCCUUUACCCAGGAAGAAAGAGAAGGCCAAGGCUUGUGCUAAAGAGUCCGGCAGCAAAGGACAUUCUCGCAGCGGUCGGCCCCGCCGGAAGGAGAAGCCCAAGUUUGACAUCACCGCCAUGGCCUCCCCUAGUCAAGUCGCCAUGGCUUCCUUUUCCUUGCCCAGCACCUCAUUUGAGAGCGUGUCCAGAGCCAAGCCCAAGCUGACGAUUUUCAACAGAAUUCAGGGUGGAAAUAUCUACAGCUUUACUAAUGCAGUCAAAGAGGAAUGCUUUUCUCCUGGAUGUAGUAAGUCUGAGGCAGAUCCUGGAGACAGGAGUGAGAAAGGGAACAGCUUUCGCUGUGCAACCUGCAAUCAGCUGUUUUAUACCGAAAGGGGCCUGAACAGCCACAUGUGUUUCUAUGGUGAGCAGUGGCAGUCUCCGUCAGGGAAGGAAAAGCAGCAGGCCUUUGAGGCAGAGAAGUGGCCCUUCCAGGCAGCAGCGGACCGAGCGGUUCCUCCCGAGAUGAAAAGGUUUUCAGAAGAUGGAGCAGUAGCGCCGAUCGUAAUGCCUGUCUCGGUGCCCAUAAUGGCUGCCAACCAACAGCAAGUUAAUGAGAAGGAAAGCCAGGAUGAGAAAGAUCUUCAGGAAGGCAUGCCCCCCAAGAAGAAGAAGAAGCGAGCUCAUCCCAAAUCCCUGCUCAUCCCACCUCCGUCACCUGCUGGGAAUGAGAUUCACCCUGGCACUGGAGGCUGCUACCAGAGUAACCUUCGCUCACCUGUCUUCCUCAUGGACCAUUUUCUUCAAGGCUUAAUGCAGUGCUCUCCGUACACGCCACCCCCGAUGCUCAGCCCCAUUCGUGAGGGCUCCGGGCUCUACUUCAACACCCUCUGCUCUACUUCGACAAAUCCCACUCCUGUCUCCAUGUACACCUCCGUUUUAGACGGGAUGGAUGGAGCCCUUUUAUUCUCCCUUGUGAAAGAUACUACCAAAAUUAACAUAGAACCGCACAUUAACAUUGGAAGCCGAUUCCAGGCAGCUAUACCCGAUCUCCAAGACAGAUCAAACCUUGAGGACUAUGAGCACCCAGCCUCAUUAGUCUGGAAGCCCUGGGGAGACAUCGUCACCAACAAGGAGACCCAGAAAAGAGUGGCAGAUCUGCUAAAGUUGGCCUGUUCCAGCGCGAUGCCAGGCGGAGGGACCAAUUUAGAACUAGCUAUACAUUGUCUGCACGAAGCCCAAGGAAACAUUUUGGAAGCACUGGAGAUGAUGUUACUCCAAGGGCCACAGAAGCCUCCUGGACAUUCUCUUGCUAACUACCAUUACUCAGGUUCACACCUGUGGACGCCUGCUGAGAAGCAGUUGUUCAAGAAAUCCUUUGCCCUGCACAAAAAGGACUUCUACCUCAUACAGAAGAAGAUACAAACUAAGACCGUUUCUCAGUGUGUCGAAUACUACUACAGCUGGAAAAAAAUAUUAAAAUUUGACUGCAACCGAGCGCAGGUGGGAGAAAAGAGACCCAGGACUGAGCAGGAUGAGACGGAAUUGGAUGAAGAAAAGAUUGUAUGCAGCCCCAAGAAAAGGCACUGCCACCUGCCUGAACAGGAGAAUAAGCCGAAAUCAAGGAAUUACAAAAAGGCAGCGCAUAGUGCUUUCAGUCCAGCCAGCAGCCAGAAGGACGUUCUGGAUACCCCCAGAAACACAGGCAGCCAGGGGGUCUUUCCAUGUAAAGAGUGUGCCAGAGUGUUCGACAAGAUAAAAAGUCGGAAUGCCCACAUGAAGCGCCAUCGCCUACAAGAACAAAUGGAACCAAUGAUAAAAAUUAAGUGGCCCAUAAAGCACUUGAAAAACGAACCAAAAAAGGAAGAAAAAAACUUGGACAUGGAUUUCCUCCAGUGGUAAACUGGGAAGGAGCCGUUUCGGGCUGUGUCUUGUAGAGUUCUGUUAAUAUUACUAUUUUUAUUUUGAAGGAGGAUAAAGUAGAACCGAUCAGUGAGAAAUUGACAUUGUAUUUCGAAUCUUUUCUGUGACUGAUAUUGUACAACUGCUUUUUUGAUUCACUCUAUAUAGCGCCGAAGUGACCUGUGUUCUUGUUAUUUUGUAUGCACUCAGUGUUGGUUAUUAAAUUGGGUUUUUGCAACCAAAACUGCA
Molecule: messenger RNA, 4295 nt
Organism: Pantherophis guttatus
Lineage: Eukaryota; Metazoa; Chordata; Lepidosauria; Squamata; Colubridae
Gene: ZNF541
Product: zinc finger protein 541
Biological process (GO): negative regulation of DNA-templated transcription; regulation of transcription by RNA polymerase II
Cellular component (GO): transcription regulator complex; histone deacetylase complex
Molecular function (GO): transcription corepressor activity
Source: RefSeq, a predicted model, not a curated record